Prosopis cineraria is the source of this 2436-nucleotide messenger RNA. RefSeq lists its product as uncharacterized. Lineage: Eukaryota; Viridiplantae; Streptophyta; Magnoliopsida; Fabales; Fabaceae. The record is from RefSeq and is a predicted model, not a curated record. Bases 1 to 2436 code for a protein of 811 amino acids. The transcript is spliced from 3 exons.
AUGGGUAUGGAUUAUAGGAGGAUACAUGCUUGUCUUAAUGACUGCAUACUAUAUAAAAAUGAGUAUGAAGGGCUACACAAGUGUCCCAAAUGUGGGACUUUGCAGUACAAAGUAAAGAAGACUGAUGAUAUUGAUCAUGGUGAUGAGAUCAUAACUAAAGGGCUUCCUGCAAAGGUGAUGUGGUAUCUUCCAAUAAUACCACAGUUUCAACGUUUGUUUGCUAAUCCAAUAGAAGCAAAGAAUUUGAGAUGGCAUUUUGAUGAGAAACUAUCUGAUAGGAAACUUCGACACCUAGCUGAUUCUCCUCAAUGGAAGACAAUAGAUCAUAUAUUUCCUCAAUUUGGAAGUGAUUCGAGAAACCUUCGGCUUGGACUCUGUACGGAUGGAAUCAACCCAUAUGGACCAAAACAGCCAGGAAACAAUAUUGAUAUUUUCUUGGCCCCUUUGAUUGAGGAUUUAAAAAUGCUAUGGGAGGAAGGUGUAGAUGUAUUUGAUGCUUAUAAGCAAGAGCACUUUAAGUUGCGUGUCAUGAUUUUUACAAUAAUAAAUGAAUUUCCUGCAUAUGAAAACUUAUCAGGAUAUAGUGUUAAAGGCCAUAAUGCAUGUCCUAUAUGUGAAGAAGACACACACUACCACCAACUUAAGCAUGGAAGAAAAAUAGCCUACCUUGGUCAUCGAAGAUUUCUUGAUCGGUAUCAUCCUUAUUGUAGGUUGAAGAAGGCCUUUAAUGGCUCACAGGAGUAUGAAAUGGCUCCAAAGGCCUUAACUGGAGACCAAGUUUAUCAGCGUGUGGAAGGAAUCAAUGUCAUUUUCGAUGUGAGGCAUAGUCUUGACAUGAUGCAUGCGAAGAAAAAUGUAUGUGAUAGUCUUAUUGGUAUGCUUUUACACAUAAGUGGCAAGACUAAAGAUGGAAUAAAUGCUAGACUUGAUUUAGCUGAAAUGGGAAUAAGAAAACGCUUACAUGCACAACAAAAAGAGGGGAAGAAAGCUUAUUUACCCCCAACAGCACACAUAUUAUCUAAAGAGGAGAAAAGAAGUUUAUGCAGAUGUUUGCAUGCUAUUAAAGUGCCACAAGGGUAUUCUUCUAAUGUUAGAAAACUUGUUUCGAUAAGUGAUUUGAAGUUAUUAGGCAUGAAGUCUCAUGACUGCCAUGUGUUGAUGCAGCAACUUUUACUAGUGGCUAUUCGAGGGAUUAUGAAAGAUGAUGUGAGACACACGAUAACUAGAUUGUGUAUGUUCUUUAAUGCUAUAUGCAGCAAAGUUAUAGAUCCUGACAAGUUGGAUGAAUUAGAAAAUGAGGGUUAUAUUACUUUAUGUCAAUUAGAAAUGCACUUUGCUCCAGUAUUUUUUGACAUUAUGGUGCAUUUAAUACUUCAUUUGGUUAGAGAAGUAAGACUUUGCAGUCCUGUUUAUCUUAGAUGGAUGUACCCAUUCGAGCGAUACAUGAAAAUCCUAAAAAGGUAUUCUAAAAACCCAUACAGGCCUCAAGCAUCAAUUGUUGAAAGAUCUGUGGCAGAAGAGGCUGUUGAAUUUUGUACUACAUAUCUAAAAGGAUUGAAGGCUGUUGGGGUCUCUCAAACUCAGCAUGAGGGGAUAAGACUUGCUGGUAAGGGAACACGGGGGGUCAGAGUGAAAUGUAUGUCUCAUGAAGAAGUCUUGCAAGCACAUUUGUACAUCUUGAAUAACAUGAAAGAAGUUCAACCUUAUUUAGAUGCUCAUAAAAAGUUGUUGAAAGACAAAUACCCAAGAAAGAAUGAAAUGCAACUGGCUAAUGAGCACAACAAGACUUUUAAAAAAUGGUUCAAGGAAAAAGUUACGAAUGAGACUAGUAUGUCCGAUACAAUAAUGUGGUUAGCUGAGGGACCUCAUUUUGAGAUCGUGUGUUGGGAUGGGUACGAUAUAAAUGGAUAUUCUUUCUAUACAAAAGCCCAAGAUGAUAAAAGUACCAUGCAAAAUAGUAGGGUAAUGGUAAAAGCGAAAACCCAGCAUUUUUCUAGUUUAAAAGAUAAUAACCCAUUAUUGGCUCGCACCGACUAUUAUGGAGUGGUUGAUGAGAUAUGGGAGGUGAAUUACACUAAAUUCAAAAUACCUAUUUUCAAAUGCAGGUGGGUUCACUUUAAUGCUAUUGAAGUAGAUAAGGAAUUUGGGUUUAUUUCAGUUGAUCUCAAGAGGCUUAGUUUUAAAGAGGAGCCCUUCAUUUUAGCAAGUCAGGAAAAACAAGUUUUUUACGUCAUUGAUCCAGCGAAUAAACAGCGUUCUAUUGUACUACUAGGCAAAAAACAAAUUAUUGAUGUAGAGGAUGAUGACUCAACUUUUAACCUUGAUGAAACCCUGCCUUUCACUAUAAAUCUACCUAGAUCAACUGAAGUAGAUUUGGUUGAUGAUGAAUAUGCAAUUAGAGAUGAUCAUUGUGAAGGAAUUUGGGAGAAUGAAUAA